AUGGUCGGAUCAUGCAGAACGGGAUCACAUAGACCAGAUGGCGAGCUUAUAGGCCGCUUUCAAAAGCUCUGUGGCAAAUCAUUCUUUAACGAGGGCUCCAAAAACAAACUUGAACCGGGUAACCCUUUUAUUACUGAGGGAGACAACAAGAUGACACCAUCGGAAGGUGCCUGUAAGAAGGUGAAAGGAAGCCUCCAACUAUCCGACCCUUCCUUCUCAUUCGACGGGAAUGCACCGUCUGAUUCAUUUACCUCAACAAUGUCUGAACAGCGCAUGGCACCCCAAAGCCAAAAUCUCGACCUUUAUACAUCGCAAUUAAAAGCCUCUACUACCUUCCAUGACUUGGUAGAGGGGUACCAACCUUCGAAGGACGUUUCUCCUCAAAAUAUUCUUAAACUUCCGUUUAGACAUCAAUUCGAAGAUCAGGCCAACUCAAACUCGCUGGAUGGUAUCAAUCCCGCAGUAACAUGGAACAGCAUGGAUCCCUUUUCCACACAAGAUGCAUAUGCACCGAAUCAGUUCCCCCAGCCAAGUUUGGACUGGGGGGGCAUGGCACUUCCAGCUGAGCCGCUUAAUUUCAAUCACAUUCCAGAAAACGAGCUGUCAUGGGAUCCAACGGAAAAGGCCCAACAAGUUGGUGACAAUGUUCGCCACUCGCAAAAAAAGUCCUACCCUGAGGGCAACCGGUUCCGUUACCCUGCCACUCUUCGAGCACCCACUGCAGUAGUGAAUGACUCGAGUGAGAUGCCUGUGUCGUAUCUCAACAAGGGCCAGGUGUAUCAUCUCAGGGUGGUAGACCCAACCCCGUCCGCGGUAUAUACUAGCGAAUCCACCCAGUACCGAACAUUCGUUCGGAUUUCAUUCGAUGAAGAACAACAACGAUCUGACCCAGCUGCCUAUUGGCAGUUAUGGAAAUCAGCGCGAGGACUGAACAAGAGCAACGAGAAACUUCAAGCUGUCGAAUAUGUGGGUGAAAAUAACCCCUUCAUGCACGUUGAGCAAGUCUCUCUCGAUGGAUUUUGUGUUACCUGGACAGGUAAUCCAACCGACGGAGUGCCCCAAUGCAGUAUCCCAGUCCGAUUCAACUUCUUAUCCACCGACUUCACACUCUCGAAGGGGGUGAAAGGAAUUCAGGUCAGGCUUUGCGCUAAGACAAAACAACAUGGCGAACUUGAUACCCAAGAACCAGAAGUAUGCUUCUGUAAUGUGAAGCUCUUCCGCGACCAUGGCGCCGAGCGGAAACUAUCGAACGACGCUGCGAGCAUCCGAAAAAGGAUGGAAAAGCUACAGCUUCAAAUGAACGACUCAGCCCCGCCCGAAUGUUUAAAUAAGAGGAAGCGAGGCAGCGUUUCCGCAAAAUCCAAUCCGGAUCACAGUUACUCGAAGAACAACCUACAACGUCAAGGCGACCUGUCAAUAGAUCUUGACAACGCCCCACAGCAAGCAAACUUUCACCAGCAACUACAGAAGAGGCUAGACGCUCUCGAACGUUGCUUCUACUCUAGCCGUCCUGAAAGUGCUCUGAACCUUCGUGCCGGGCCUCAAGAUGAUCCCGAAUUGCAUCCAACUGUUUCAUUAAACGCAGAUAACCCGCAGAAACCGGCAAUUACGGACCGCAGGGACUCAUCAAUUGACGACGCUUCAUCUGUUAAAUCGGAUUUGGCCGGAUUCAACGAGAGGGAAACGCCAAGCUCUAUGAGUAGUCUCCAUAACGUGGAGAAUCAUAGAGUAUCGCCCACAUCAUUGAACUUAGAGAAUUUGCCUACUAUGCCAGUUAUAAAUGACCAGUCUCCAAGUGAGCAUUAUCGUGCAAUUUAUCCCAAAUCACGGACAGUCCAAGAUCUAAAGUCGAAGAUCUUGGAGAAGAGUUCUGUAAAAACAAGCCUAGAAAUCUCUAGGAUUCUACAUAUCAACGAAGCUGGGCUCAAGGUUGUGGUGGAUGAUGAGUUUGUGCAUGAGAUGGUCGAAGGACAGAGCAUGGCUGCCAGAAUCGUUGAGACCCCCGGGCCUUGCCUUGAUGCUAACGACGUAUCUGGAAAUAAGGCUCAACAUGAAAUUUGGUUGGAGUAUUAG
Molecule: messenger RNA, 2073 nt
Organism: Penicillium waksmanii
Lineage: Eukaryota; Fungi; Ascomycota; Eurotiomycetes; Eurotiales; Aspergillaceae
Exons: 4
Coding region: 1-2073 (690 amino acids)
Biological process (GO): regulation of transcription by RNA polymerase II
Cellular component (GO): nucleus
Molecular function (GO): RNA polymerase II cis-regulatory region sequence-specific DNA binding; DNA-binding transcription activator activity, RNA polymerase II-specific
Source: RefSeq, a predicted model, not a curated record